CUAGCGGUGUUGCACAAAAUGGGCUCUCCGGCAGCGAUUCUGCGCAGAAGCGUUCCGUGCAUGCGGGUGCCUGCAACCACGUGGGGCGCGGAUGCUUUUUCGGUUUGACCGGCAGCAGCACGAGUUGAAGCCCAAGCAACAGAAGGGGACCAUGGCCAACAGUGAGCGCACCUUCAUUGCCAUCAAGCCUGAUGGGGUCCAGCGGGGUCUCGUGGGAGAGAUUAUCAAACGUUUUGAGCGGAAGGGAUUCCGCCUUGUUAGUUUGAAAUUUAUGCAGGCUUCCGAAGACCUGCUCAAGGAACACUACGUUGACCUGAAGGACCGUCCGUUCUUCGCUGGCCUGGUGAAGUAUAUGCGCUCAGGGCCAGUGGUUGCCAUGGUCUGGGAGGGGCUGAAUGUGGUGAAGACAGGCAGAGUUAUGCUCGGAGAGACCAACCCUGCGGACUCCAAGCCUGGGACCAUCCGUGGGGACUUUUGCAUCCAAGUUGGCAGGACCAUGGCCAACCUCGAGCGCACCUUCAUCGCCGUCAAGCCGGACGGCGUGCAGCGCGGCCUGGUGGGCGAGAUCAUCAAGCGCUUCGAGCAGAAGGGGUUCCGCCUCGUGGCCUUGAAGUUACUUCGGGUAACGCGCCCCCCCUCUGAGGAACACCUGAAGCAGCACUACAUUGACCUGAAAGACCCGCACUUCUUCCCUGGGCUGGUGAAGUACAUGAACUCAGGCCCCAUUGUGGCCAUGGUCUGGGAGGGGCUGAAUGUGGUGAAGACAGGCCGAGUGAUGCUUGGGGAGACCAAUCCAGCGGAUUCUAAGCCAGGCACCAUUCGUGGGGACUUCUGCAUUCAAGUUGGCAGGAAUAUCAUUCAUGGCAGCGACUCAGUGAAAAGUGCCGAAAAAGAAAUCAGCCUAUGGUUUAAGCCUGAAGAAUUGGUUGACUACAAGUCUUGUGCUCAUGACUGGAUCUAUGAAUAAGAGGUGGACAAGGUUGUAGUCCCUUUCAGCACCGCUUGGUAUGUCCCUGGACACAGCUCUUCAUUCCACUGACUUGGAAGCAAUAGUAUUGAUCAUUCUUUUCUAAAGCAUAUUUACCAAUAAAGCCUCUGGAAACUGG
Messenger RNA from Microcebus murinus (gray mouse lemur), 1106 nucleotides. NCBI's taxonomy places the organism in Eukaryota, Metazoa, Chordata, Mammalia, Primates, Cheirogaleidae. The record is from RefSeq and is a predicted model, not a curated record.